AUGGCGCUCUCCCGCCGCCUUCUCCUAUUCCUCUCCCUCGUCGCCAUCACGGCGGGCACCGGCACCUCCGAGAUGAUCGUGACAAGGUGCUAUCCGCCGCCGACGCCCACUGUCAACGGCAGCACCAGCGCGUUCCGCCGCGAUCUCCUCUCGCUACUCGACGCCCUCCCCUCGGCCGCCGCGUGGACGGGCUUCGCCUCCAUGCGGACCGGCGGCUCGUUCGCCCGCGGCCUCUGCUUCGGCGACCCCGCGCCGGACUCGUGCUUCCGCUGCCUGUCCGACGUCGGCAGGAAGAUCACCGACCUGUGCGACGACGCUAGCCGGCGCGCGGGCUUCCUGAACGACGGCUGCUUCCUGGGCUACGCCGACAGCAACGUGUCCUCCGACAACGACAUCGGUGGCGUGUCAUUCUCCGGCGACACCAUCCCGCGCAUCGACGCCGUCGACGUGCAGAAGCUCGCGGCCGUGGCGCGGUCCUUGGUCCCGCGGUCCGUGAACGGCCAGGUGGCCGCCGGCGACGCGACUGCCACGGCGAGCAACGGCGACACGGUGCGCGUGCUGGCACAGUGCGCGACGGACCGCGCCCCAGCGGAGUGCGCCCGGUGCCUGCAGGAUUCGUCGCUGCAGAUGGCCAAGAGCUGGGGCCUCACGCGCAGCGCCAGCACCGUGCAGGCGGUUCUCGGCUCGAACUGCUACCUCCGCUUCGAGAUAUCGGCACCGCCUGUGGGAGAGAAGAUUCGGAGGAUCGUAAAGGGUCACAUCGUCCUGACUGUGUGCAUUGGCUUCAUCGUCGCCGUAGCCGUAGCCGUAGCCGUCGCCGUGCUGGUGGUGGUGAGAAGAAAGGCCGGGAAUACAGCAGCACCAGGAAUAUCGGCGGCAGCGAUCUUAUCGCCGGCGAUCUCGUCCGAGAGCGCGCGCGGCACCGUCGUCAACCUCCAGCGCUCGCAGCGGGGCGGGCAACCUAGCUUUCUGGCGGUCCAGGCCAUCGCAGAUCUUGUUCUGGUAGUGCUGCUCGUCGUGAUAUACAAGUGA
Molecule: messenger RNA, 1032 nt
Organism: Triticum aestivum (bread wheat)
Lineage: Eukaryota; Viridiplantae; Streptophyta; Magnoliopsida; Poales; Poaceae
Product: plasmodesmata-located protein 5-like
Exons: 4
Coding region: 1-1032 (343 amino acids)
Source: RefSeq, a predicted model, not a curated record